CCCUUGCUAUUUACAGAUGGCGCUGUGAUGAGAAAAUGUCCAGCUCAGGUGGACCUCUUGUAAACAAUUUUGAAGUCCCAUCAUGGGCAGGGAAACCUCCACCGGGACUUCAUUUGGAUUGUACGAAGGAUGGCAAAAUGAUUCAGAAACUGAUGAUAGAUGAAAAGAAGUGUUACUUCUUUGGACGGAACAAGCAGCUGUGUGAUUUUUGCAUUGACCACCAGUCGUGUUCACGAGUUCAUGCAGCCCUGGUGUGGCACAAACACUUGUCAAGGCCUUUUAUUGUGGAUCUUGGCAGCACUCAUGGUACGCAUAUUGGACACAUCCGAUUAGAAUCCAGAAAACCACAGCAAGUUCCAAUUGAUAGUGAAAUCCAUUUUGGAGCUUCUACCAGACUUUAUAUAAUACGAGAAAGACCACAAGCCAUUACUGGGCAGAUCUCUGAUGACAACGAGAAACGAAGAGAGGACCUAGAGGGAGGCCUCCUGGGAUUGCCGGAAACAGAGACCGAGCUAGAUAACUUGACUGAAUUCAAUACUGCCCACAAUAGAAGAAUUUCUUCAAUGGUUGAUAUUGGGAAAGACUCCAGUUCAAAUCCAUUGAAGAGAAAGCACAAGAGUUUCCAUGUAAACUUUAUGGAGGAGGAUGAAGUCAUCAACCCAGAGGACAUUGAUCCAUCAGUCGGACGAUUCAGAAACAUGAUUCAAACUACUGUUAUUCCAAAUAAGCGUCAAAAAUUGGACACCGGGCUAGUGCAGAAUACAUCAAUGACUGACAACAUUACAAAACGGUUACAAAGUUUCUCCUAUCAAACACCUAGCUUAUAUGGUGACUUGUCCUCUGCUGCAAAUACGUAUAGUAUUGCUGCUAAGAUGGGACUUCACGUUCCCAAUCUUGCCCCUGACAUUGUACCUGAUGAACCAGUGGCACCCCCUGUUACUGCUCACCCACCUGUUGUGUUUAAUGUGGAAGACGUCUCGAAGGAACCCAAGAAAAAGAAAUACGCCAAGGAAAUGUGGCCUGGCAAAAAACCGGUGCAUUCUCUCCUUGUCUAACCAUACACUGCUUUUAGAUUGCAUAUUAUCAUUUUAAUGUUAUCCACAUGUAAUAGUUUCAAAAGGAAUAUUUCUGCAACAUUUGCAGACAAAUAUUGCAUGUUUUUGUAACCCUCCUCCCUUCUUGGGAGGGAGGGGGUAUUCAAUUGAUAAGUUAGCGUGCAAUGGAAAUAAGUUUCUUUAUUGAAUAACAUUUUCGUCUUCAGUAACAUGUUUUGAAUCACAUAAUGAGGAAGUGAGACUAUUGUGUGGAAAAUUUAGAAAUCUAAAACUUUGAACGAUAUUAGAUGAUAAAUACUUGAUUUUUGUGAAUUACAUGAUAAUUCUUAACAAAGUGUUGUUUAAGGGUCUUUUAAACAACUUUUAAUGCAUGUAUCAAUAUCACAAAUUAUAUAGCUUUAAAAAAAUAAAAUUCGUUAGGUUUUUAUGAAGUUUAUAUGUAAAAUAUGUUUUUGUAAAAUAAAUCAUAUACCAAUAUAGAUAAAAUCUUUCUGACACCUAACAUUUACAACUACAUGUACUGUACAUAUAUAUGUUUGAUCCCACUUGUGUUGGUAUGUCAUUUCUAGAUCUGCAUGUGAAGUCAUUUGAAUUUGUGUAAAUGGUAGAGUUUGUGAAUCUAAGAGCAGCUACUUUUGCCUAUCUGAAUUUAGAAAGAGUUCAAUCAUGUUUAAUCAUGUAAAUGUGCAAAAGCUAUUCUUAUUGAAAAUAAAAUAGCAGAAUUACUAUAA
Molecule: messenger RNA, 1786 nt
Organism: Magallana angulata
Lineage: Eukaryota; Metazoa; Mollusca; Bivalvia; Ostreida; Ostreidae
Product: nuclear inhibitor of protein phosphatase 1-like
Exons: 7
Coding region: 36-1055 (339 amino acids)
Cellular component (GO): nuclear speck
Molecular function (GO): mRNA binding; protein binding; protein serine/threonine phosphatase inhibitor activity
Source: RefSeq, a predicted model, not a curated record